AUGUCGGUCAACGUACGCCCGAAGUCCGUGUCCGACAAAGUCCGUGCGGCUCGCCUCGAACUUGUCGAUCUCCUCGAGAAACAAUUGGCAAAUGCCAAGCAAUGGCAUGACUUUGAGAACCCCCAGGACUACCGAAAAGCACGAGCAGAAGGCACUCACGGGUUCACUCGUCUACAACUGAAUAACCAAGCGCGUUUGGUUUACGCUACCGGACGUGACGGACAGAGGAUUGAACUCCGGGUGAUUGAACCGCCUGGACCGUCUAAAGGUGUUUUCCUCCACUUCCAUGCAGGUGGCUUCGUCAUUGGGAGCAAUGCGUCUUACGAUGGGUACUUGACGCGACUCUCCGAAGCAUCCGGCCUGACCGUGGCGUCUGUGGAGUACCGACUCGCGCCGGAGCAGCCAUUCCCAGCAGGCCGUGAUGACUGCGUAGACGCGGCCCUCUUUGCUCUUUCUGCCCAAGGCGUCAGUGAUCUUGGAGCUCCCUUGCGAGUGCUCGGUGGAGAGUCGGCUGGUGCUUGGUUUGCUGUGGCAGUUGUCCUAGAAUUGCGGGACAAGCAUGGCAUCGAUGUCAAGUCACAAAUAGCUGCAAUCUGUGCAGGCUAUGGCAUAUACGACUUGACCUACACGCCUUCCUUGCUUUCGCACAAGAGGAACAUAGUCAUCAGCCGCGAGAGCAUGAUGAAGUUUUCUGAGGCGGCUUUCGGUCAUAUGCCGUUCAGCGAGAGGAAAAGACCUGACGUAUCCCCGUUGUAUGCUGACUUGGGCAACCUGCCCCCGGCGCAUUUUCUCGUGGGGAAUAUCGAACCACUACUCGAUGAUAGCAUUUUCAUGGCUGCCAGGUGGAUCAACGCUGGGAGUGAAGCUGAGCUGCAUGUUGUUGAGGGUGCUUGCCAUGCCUUUACGCUGUUUCCACUAGGUGAGGUCACCGAGGCGGGUGCUCAGGCAGUUGUGGAGUUUUUACGAGUGCAGUUACAAAGGUUUACGUCGAUAUCCGUGGCCCAGAGUACUCAGUCACAACCUUUCAUCUCGAAGCAUUCUGUGUAA
Molecule: messenger RNA, 1047 nt
Organism: Fusarium odoratissimum NRRL 54006
Lineage: Eukaryota; Fungi; Ascomycota; Sordariomycetes; Hypocreales; Nectriaceae
Exons: 2
Coding region: 1-1047 (348 amino acids)
Molecular function (GO): hydrolase activity
Source: RefSeq, a predicted model, not a curated record